This is a messenger RNA of Bipolaris victoriae FI3, 960 nucleotides long. RefSeq lists its product as hypothetical. The transcript has 3 exons. The coding region runs from base 1 to 960 and encodes 319 amino acids. The record is from RefSeq and is a predicted model, not a curated record. NCBI's taxonomy places the organism in Eukaryota, Fungi, Ascomycota, Dothideomycetes, Pleosporales, Pleosporaceae.
AUGUGUGAAGAGACUCUUGAAAUGUCACGUAUCCGCAAUCUGUGUAACGAUGAAAUAGUCGAACCUCUCGCUGACCAGAGACAGAGAAGGAAUCACCUUCUCCGUUCCCAUCAUUACCAACCCCUGAUUACCGAAGUGCUGGGGCAUGAGCUUCCCAAAUACGCAAACAGCACCGUAAUCGACACCGCAAACAUGAUCCAGCACAUGCGUGAAUACACCCAGGGCACACCGCCAACACCGAACCAGUACCUCACCAUCAGCAACAUGGUGGAGGACUACCUCGCUAAAAACACCAUCUCGCAGCACGCAUGGCACGUAGAUAACAUGACGCAUCCACCCGUGCCCCAGGACUCCUCAAAUAAUGGUCACCGCAAGUACCUCCAUACUGCUAGUAUGAGGUCAUGCUCAGCAAAGCGCUCAGAAACCCUCCACUGUUUCUGUGCUGCCGUCCACCAGCGCUGGCUCGACACUCCGGCUUCCCUGCGGGGCACGCCUUUUACCUUUCCGCCCGCUGAAGUCGGAUACUCACGCCACUCUCACUGUCGACUUCGCCAGCACAGCCUGCGGCAGUCGUCAAACUAUAUUAUGAAUCUUUUCGAGGACAUAUGUAGCUAUCUGCAUCGGAUCGGGGUGUUUGAGCAGCAGUUCAGCAUGCAUGGGUACAUUAUCUUUUUGCUGUUUCGGGCAAAUCAGGCUGCUAUUGCGGAAAUAUUUUGCUCCGGGCUGCUGCAGGUAUGGGUGGAGGGUGGAGGCGGAUUUAAUGCAUGUCCUGCGGGAAGGAGCGUGGCUACUGCGAAGCGGGUGGAUGAGGGGGAGUGGGCGGGCUAUGAGCGGUGGGUGAGAGAGGAUUCGGGUGCUGUGGAGAAUAUGAGGGUGCAGCGGCAAAGGGCUGAGGAGUGGCGGAUGGCGCUGGAGUGGGAGGAUGAAGAGGGUAAGGAGAGGCAUGGUGAUUGUGUGUAG